Molecule: messenger RNA, 1632 nt
Organism: Anoplopoma fimbria (sablefish)
Lineage: Eukaryota; Metazoa; Chordata; Actinopteri; Perciformes; Anoplopomatidae
Gene: tigarb
Product: TP53 induced glycolysis regulatory phosphatase b
Exons: 6
Coding region: 81-896 (271 amino acids)
Biological process (GO): positive regulation of DNA repair; regulation of pentose-phosphate shunt; fructose 1,6-bisphosphate metabolic process
Cellular component (GO): cytosol
Molecular function (GO): fructose-2,6-bisphosphate 2-phosphatase activity
Source: RefSeq, a predicted model, not a curated record
GUCAUGACGCAAGACGCCACGUUCCGUUAUUGCGGCUGAAACGAACCGGGAAGAACGGAGCAAGAGAGCAGCGGACGACAAUGUUUACGUUCAGUUUAACGCUCGUACGACAUGGAGAAACACAGUACAACAGGGACAAGCUGCUGCAAGGUCAAGGAGUGGACACGCCCUUGUCAGAAACAGGUCUUGAGCAGGGGGACGCUGUGGGGAAAUACCUCAAAGACAACCCAUUUCACAAUGUGUUUGCCAGUAACCUUCAAAGAGCCGUACAGACAGCUGAAAUAAUUUUGAAGAACAACACUCACUGUUCUGGCACGGAGGUGGUUUUGGAGCCGUUACUCAGAGAGAGGAGUUUUGGUGUCGCUGAAGGACGCCACAAAGAUGAUCUGAAGAACAUGGCCAACGCUGCUGGCCAGUCAUGUAGUGACUACACCCCUCCAGGAGGAGAGACUUUAGACCAGGUGAGGCUGCGAUUGAAAAAAUUCCUCAAAGUCCUUUUCAAGCAAAUGUUGGAUGAACACGGCCGGUCAGGACCAGAUGCCUCUGCGGGAGCAUCAGAAGCUGGAGACGCAGCAAACGGGACUGCAGCUGCCGCCUCGGAUGCCGCCCCUGUUCGCUCCGCUGGCGACGGUCUGGAGGGAGUGCCGGUCCACGCUCUGGUCGUGGGCCACGGCGCUUACAUCCGUGUAGCCGUCAAGCACCUUGUGGAGGACUUAAAGAGCUCUCUGCCUGCAGGGGUGAAGAUGUCCCAGCUGCUUUCACCUUGUCCAAACACGGGCGUCAGCCGCUUCAUUUUCACCCUGAGCCAGUCCGAGUCCGGCCCGGUCCUCUCUGCUUGUCGUUGCAUCUUUACCAACAGGAAGGAUCACCUGGAAAACCUCACAGCUGCCAAAUAGUGUAAAGGGAACAAAAUGAGGGGGAAAAAAAGGUAUUAUGUACUGUUUGUGUGCAAAUGUACACAGUCUCUGACGGAAAUAAUUAUAAGGACUAAAGGGGAGAUAAGAGGCAAAGACCUUAAAGUUACCGCAGGUAACUGAAUGCAUCAUUGCACCUGGUUAAAUAUGUUUUCUGAAUAUUCAAUAGUAUUUACAAAAGACAAAAUAAGUGCAGUACUGUAUUUUCAAACUGUUUCAUCAGACUCCCAACUGUAGGCCAGUGAAGACUACUACCUUUUUAAUAAUGUAAAACUUUACCUCUUUUAUCAUGCCAUACCAAAGUCUGAAAUUAUUUAUUGAAUGUGUCAGUGCGUCAGUGCGUGUGGCAUUUUCAAGUUGAUGUGUCUCCUGUGACGCUGCUCAUUUUACUUGUGCAAUACAACAUGAUAACGCUAAAUCUUUGUUGAGUUUCAUACACACAUAAAGGAGGUAACUGAAAAUGAUUCAGGAUGCUUCUCUCACAAAUGCUGUGAAACUACAUUUAUCAUAUCCAUCAAGCUUGUUGUUCAAGGUCUUUUUCUUCUUCCUAUUUUUAGAGACACUUUUUAAUCUCGACUGAAUGCCUGAGCCUCUCAGCACGUCAUUGCCUCAAUAUCUAAAGCACCAUGUGAUCUAUUUAUGUUAAUACUGGAAAAUAAAAUAAAAAAACUAUACUUCCCAUUGAACAUAAAUGCACUUCUGAUACACUACAGAAUAU